Sturnus vulgaris (Common starling) is the source of this 1054-nucleotide messenger RNA. RefSeq names its product prokineticin 2 (gene PROK2). Gene Ontology annotation, biological process: endothelial cell proliferation. Lineage: Eukaryota; Metazoa; Chordata; Aves; Passeriformes; Sturnidae. The record is from RefSeq and is a predicted model, not a curated record.
AUGCGGAGCCUGCGCGGAGCCCCGCCGGCGCUGCCGCCGCUCCUGCUGCUCCCGCUGCUGCUGCUGCUGCUGCUCCUGGCCGCGGGGCACGGCGCCGUCAUCACCGGGGCCUGUGACCGGGACCAGCAGUGCGGAGGAGGGAUGUGCUGUGCUGUCAGCCUCUGGAUCCGCAGCCUGAGGAUGUGCACCCCCAUGGGAAAUCUGGGAGACGAGUGCCAUCCCCUGAGCCACAGAGUGCCCUUCUCUGGGCGGAGGAUGCACCACACCUGCCCGUGCCUCCCAGGCCUGGCCUGCCUCAGGACUCCUCACAGCAAGUUCAGGUGUUUGCCAGACUUCAGAAAAGAAGAUGUCUUUUUUUAGCAGGAACUGUUCUGCACUAGAAAGAGCCAUUCAGUAUUUUCUUUCUCUCGUUAUUGUGACAAGAAAAGCCCCCAUACUUCCAGGGGAAGCCCUUCACACACUUUCCUGCCUCACCAACAUCAGCUGGGGAUGGGACACUGCUGUUGUGGCCAAGGGACUCACAGUGGAGGAUGCUUUCAUUUUGGGGUACCAAACAACAUCUACUAGAGCAAAACUCUUUCUGAGGGCAGGGGUUUGACCACUCCUGGAUAAUUUUGUGGGCUUCAUGGUUCCAGUCUAACCCCAGAAUGAAAAAAUCCAAGUUUAUUGCCAGUUUUGGAAAAAUUUGGCCACAUCUCUACACUUUGGAACGCCUGAAUUGAACUGAGAGUUGGAUUACUGCAUAGUGUGAAGCAUAUGACAAUUGCCAGAAGAACUGUAUUUAAGUUGCAUUUCGUAUCUUUAUUAAUAUAAUUUUAUUUGUAAGUUAGGCACACCUCUAGGGUAAAGGUUUAGCCAAUAGAUGUAGUUUUUACACUUUUAAAAAGUGGCAGGUGGAACCAAAGCAUUUCAGUAUUCAGAGCAUUAAAAGAUUUUGUCAUUUUAGUAUUCUAAGAUGAGAAGUUGUUGUUACUUGAAUUGGUGUAAAACUACCUGAUCAUCUCAAACUAUGUAUUAAGAUGUAGUUUAUAUUAAAGAAAAAAGGAACCCUAAA